Theobroma umbraticum is the source of this 3657-nucleotide messenger RNA. RefSeq names its product caldesmon-like protein (Protein of unknown function, DUF593). The record is from RefSeq and is a predicted model, not a curated record. NCBI's taxonomy places the organism in Eukaryota, Viridiplantae, Streptophyta, Magnoliopsida, Malvales, Malvaceae. Gene Ontology annotation, molecular function: myosin binding.
UACUGUAAAAGAAAAGUAAAAAACUGAUUAUCUAAGAAACCUCUCUGCUUCUCUUGCUACAGCUUUGUUUCUGUUGUUUUGUCAAACAAAAAAGGAGAAUCAUAUCUUCGCCAAACAUUUCAUUGUUCCCAUCUGAUUUUCCCUGUCCCUGUAAAUAGCAAGAAGACAAUAGCAACAUCCAUGGCUGCCAACAAGUUUGCAACGUUUUUGCAUAAAAACACCAGCAAAAUCACUGUCAUCCUAGUCUAUGCACUACUUGAAUGGACCCUUAUCAUUCUCCUUCUACUCAACUCCUUGUUCACUUACUUGAUCACAAAGUUUGCCAACUAUUUUGGCCUUAAACCACCUUGUCCCUGGUGCACUAGAGUUGAUCAUGUCUUAGAGCCUGGCAACGACGCAAACUCUUAUAGGGAUCUUGUUUGUGGCAAACAUGCCACUGAGAUUUCCAAAUUGAGUUACUGCCUACGUCAUGGAAAACUAGCAGAAUCACACCUUAUGUGCGAGGAAUGCUUGGCUGCUCGGCCAACUCCUAGUGAUAAUAAAUCAAUUGGAAUGACGAGGAUUGCUUUCAUUUCAUGGGUCAGUACUGAUCACAAACUUGAUAAUGGUGAAAUUGUUCUUUCUUGUUCUUGCUGCAAGGGGAGCUUUGGCAGCAAACUUCAUCUUCCUUAUUUCUUGCUCAAGCCUACUUGGGGUGCUUUGGAUUAUGCACAGAAAGGAAGUUUGAUCAUAGAAGCAAUAGAAGCUGAUGACAGUGAAAGUGACCAGUACAAAGAGCCAAGCAAACCUGAUAGCCCAGAAAAUCACGAAGGUGAGGAUAUGAUUGAGAUCAAACUGAACACCGAGGAAGAUUACAACGAAAACAGUGAAGAAGCUACAGUUGAACAUCAGAUGCUUUCUGAUGUUGAAAGUUUUGGGUUCGGAGAAGCACCUGAAGAGGAGUGUUCAGGGUCUGAAUUAAAGUUGCAGCAUUUCAGUGCUCCAAGUGAAAUUCAUAAAUCUUCACAUGGCAAUAUUGUUGAACCUUAUUUUGCAGAAGAUGAUCUGCUAGAGUUCAUCAAUCUGCAUCCUCAGAAAUGUGUUUCUGACCGCUUAUUUUCUGUUGAGUUAAUUGAUUUAUCAACAUCUGCAAACCACUCUUCGGAAAAGCAAGAUCUGGGGAAGGAAAUUAAUGAAAAUGAAACUGGCGAUUCUCCGAUUGACCAGACAGCAUUACAUGCUAUUAAUGAGGGUGCAGAGGAUACCUGUCCAAGAAAAGUUGAAAGCCCCGAGCUUGGUGAUGGUGACAUUGAGAAUCCAUCCAUUAUAGAUGUUGAUAAAGGAAAAGAAGAUUUGGUUGAUGAGGCAUUUAAACAGGUUGUUACCCUGCAUGGAGCUAUUGAUGGCAACAAGACAGACGCAUCAUCCAGCAAAGAGCCGGAUAAUCCUCCAGCUCAGCACCAAGAGAAGACUGAUCUUAAUCUGUUGGUUGAGCAACCAAAACCUGAGACAUUGUUAAGCACUCAAGAGUCUGAUCUGCCUCAAAUUGAAGAAUCAGUUCCUUCUUUGCAAUGCUUUCAGGAAGAUAGUUCUUCCACGAAUAACAAUGAAGCUAAAGAGGUUAAUGCUCCUGAAUCAGACAGCACUAAUAAUGUUGGUGCAAAUCAGGAGGAGAAGAGCACAAUGGAGAAUACAAUGAUUUCAAGUGACGAGAACCAAGAAGGGAUAAACACUGCUUUAUCCAUGCAUUUGGAUCCUAAUGAAGCAGAGGAGGAAAAAUUUCCUGACACUCCAACUUCACUUGAAGGUAUGCAUUACUUGCAUAAGAAAUUGCUACUCUUUGAAAAAAGGGAAUCGGUUCACGAGGAGUCUUUAGAUGGGAGUGUAGUAAGUGAGAUAGAAAGUGGUGAUCCAAUUCAAACCAUUGAGAGGCUGAAAACAUCCCUAAAAGCUGAAAGAAAGGCAUUAAGUGCUUUAUAUGCAGAACUUGAGGAAGAGAGGAGUGCCUCUGCAAUUGCUGCUAAUCAAACAAUGGCUAUGAUAACCCGGCUUCAAGAAGAGAAGGCAGCAAUGCAGAUGGAAGCAUUGCAAUACCAGAGGAUGAUGGAAGAACAAUCUGAAUAUGACCAGGAAGCCCUGCAACUUUUAAAUGAGCUUAUGAUCAAAAGAGAGAAGGAGAAGGAAGAACUGGAGAAAGGGUUAGAAGUUUAUCGCAAGAAGGUUUUGGACUAUGAGGCUAAAGAAAAGAUGAGAAUAAUGAGGAGAAGCAAAGAUGGAAGUGUGCAAAGUAGGAAAUCUUCUGCUGCUUGCAGCUAUGUGGAGGAUAGUGACGAUCUAUCAAUUGACCUUAAUCGUGAAGCAAAGGAUGAAGAUAGCAGCUUCUGUGGUCAUCAAGAAAGCAGUGGUGAGAAUACUCCUGCUGAUGCAGCUCUUAAUUUGGAGGAAAUGGCACUAGAUUGUAUAAACCAUAUGAGUGCCCUUGAUGAAUCAUUGACAGAAUUUGAGGAAGAGAGACUGUCCAUCCUAGAUCAGCUUAAGGCAUUGGAAGAUAAGUUACUGACUAUGGGGGAUGAUCAAUUCAUGGAAGACUUGAAAUCAAUUCAGCAUUCCCUUAAUGGGUUCGAUGAGAAAAAUAUUCUGAGCAGUAAAGAAGGCAAUGGGGUUUCAAGUGGAUUUUCAAAAGAUACAAGUUAUCCAGAGGGCCAAACAAUUGCUUCCAUGGCAAAGAGUCUCCUUCCUUUCCUGGAUGCAACAGAUAAUGAAACAGAAGAAGUAUUGAUGUGCCAAAAACAAGGAGAAUGUGAACCAGUUGAAAUGCAGAAGUAUCCAGGUUCAAAUUUUGGCUUGGAUAGUAAGAAAUUUGAAAUUGUAGAAGAGGUGGAUCACGUUUAUGAGAGGCUACAAGCUCUUGAAGAAGACAAGGAGUUUCUAAAGAAUAGCAUGGGCUCCAUAAGGAAAGGAGACAAAGGGAUGGAUCUUUUCCAAGAAAUCUUACAACAUCUCCGAGAUCUGAGGGCUCUGGAACUCCGAACAAGAAAUAUGAGCGAUGACCCACAACGGUGAUUUUAGGCUUGCCAUAUACAUAUGGAAUCACCUGAAUGCAUUUCCAAGAGUCGGCAGGAGUACUCUGCAGAUUCAAGUGGUCGAACACCCCAUUUCGCGUUGAGCUUAUCGGACUAGAAGCUCCUGGACUCCAAUUUUUUCCCUGCAAAGAUGGGAAUAUCUCCACAUGGAUGGGGAGAUUCCUUAUCUGGCUUUCUUGAAUUGGUGAGUGGCAGGCAGACUUAAAAACUUAAGUCUACCCCUCACUGCUUGAGUUUUCUUUUGGGCUUACAAGAAUGAUGAAAAGCCCCAAAUUUUGCAGGAUCUCCUCCUCAACUGCCUUAUUACAAGGAAAGGUGGAAGAGGAAGGAGAGCGUACUGUCUACCUGGUUUGGUCAUGUAGGGUAAGUCAGUUGAGAACCUAGUAACUUGUUUUCCUUUUUCUUUUCAUCCGUAAUAUCUUAGUUUUCUCCUUUACUCUUUCCUCCAUAAGGUUUGGAGGAAGGAAUUGAAAGGAUAGAGAAGGAGGCUUUAUCCUUCUUUUUUUUUUUCUUUUCUCCUACUGUUUGCAUCAAGUAAUGUUAUAUAUAUUAUGAGUUUUUGGAAUACAAACUUGAUCCAUGGGCUGUUAACUUG